UGUUAUUGUCCUGUGCCAUGUGCUGCUGCAGGAAAAGAAUAUCAUAUGCGAUAGAUUGGAUGAUUUACUGGUACCUUACAAGAAAUGACCGUAAAAGAGAGAAGAAAGUUGCAAGAUUGAACAAAGUGACAGGCAUAAAAAAUCCUAUCUUAUUUAGGCUGAUAGUGACGAAAAGUGGAGUAGUUAAUGAUAUGAUCCGUGAAUCGAGACUUGCCAUUAGGAAAAAAAAUACUGGUGAUGAACCAAUUUAUGCUGAGAUAACUCAAGAUGUGGGUGAAGCAAAUAGGUUUAGCACUGAAUUAGAGGAGAGAGUCAGAAGCAACGGUCACCAUAGAAUGGGUGAAAGGGCUGCCCAUGCUGCUGCAGCUGCUCUAGCAGUACAAGCAGCUGUCCAGACAACAUUUGCAUGUGACAAGACCCUGUUUCUAUCAUCAAAUGGGAAAAUAUGUGACUUGCACGUGUGCAAAGAUGUAAACAUGUACUCUAUGUCAAUAGCUACUGGAUCUAACAUCUGUUUCAAGACUGUUGAUGGCGAGAAGUUAGAGAUUAAAAUGGGUGAUGCUAAACAUGUGACUAGAUAUCAGGCUGAGUACUUUAGCUGUGACUACAAAUUGUCUGUUACCAAGACAUGGAGAUGCAAACAAUUGAACUCAGACUGCUGGAAUAAUGGUAAAUGUUAUGACGGCUAUGAACACCCAGAUAUCCAAGUAACAAACACACGAAAAUAUCCUGCAGGAUAUGGCUGCAACACAGAUACCUUAGGAUGUGAUGAUUGGUGUCCUAUGGGAACAUCAUGCACAUGGUAUAGAUGGCAGUUGGAACCGGUGCUAAAUGACUGUCACAAAGUUUAUAGGAAAGUGAGUGAAAUAUGGCAAGUUAGUAUAUAUGUUAAAUAUACACUCGCGAGCAAAGAAACGGAAUCACUUCACAAUUUUUACGUUGUGCGGUGUAACUUUCGAAAUUAUAACUUUUUUCAUAGAAUUUGUAAUGAAAACAGCAUCCCUGAAUAUUUAGCUUUAAAACGAAUGAUUUUUCAUGGUAAUCGGUCCAAGAUUUAACCAAUCACAGCCAUUUAACAGAUUUGUGUGUUUUUACCCCCACCACUAGCCGCUAGUUGCAUCCCCGUUGACCUGAAUAAAAGGGGUGUCCGAGUGGGGGUAGUUAUCAGUCGCUUAUCACAAGUUGUCUGGUACA
Molecule: messenger RNA, 1194 nt
Organism: Leguminivora glycinivorella
Lineage: Eukaryota; Metazoa; Arthropoda; Insecta; Lepidoptera; Tortricidae
Exons: 2
Coding region: 18-1058 (346 amino acids)
Source: RefSeq, a predicted model, not a curated record